Arctia plantaginis is the source of this 1923-nucleotide messenger RNA. The record is from the annotation of a GenBank genome assembly. Lineage: Eukaryota; Metazoa; Arthropoda; Insecta; Lepidoptera; Erebidae.
AUGUCUCAAGAAAACGACGGAUUCUUCAAAAAGUUCCAUGAAACAAUAACCAACUCCUUGGAUGACGUGACGGAAAACAAUUUCGCUAAUUUAGAAUCCAACACGAAGCGUGUCUCCUACUUGUGCAGUCUACCGAUCGUCAAAAACUAUGAUUUAACUGACGAUUUACAAAAAUGUCAGACAGGCGGCGAUUUUCCAGUGAAAAAAGACUUAGAAAAAGCGCGCCAUUUGAAGGAUCAGGCUAACAAGGCGGUGCAGAAUGGGGAUUGGGCAAAGGCAAUGCAAUUGUACAGCCAAAGCAUGAUUUACAUGCCUGAAAAAGAAACCGAAGAACUUUCCAUUGUUUUGGCAAACCGGUCGGCCGCCCUAAACCAUCUGGAGCAGUAUGAGGAAACUCUGGCAGAUAUCAAACGAUGUCUCGCCCUGGGGUAUCCUCGACAUUUGAGAUACAAGGUUUAUGAGAGAAAAGCCCGGUGUCUUCUCAUUUUAAAGAGAAAUCGCGAGGCCAUCACUGCAUUUCAAGACACAUUAAGUGCACUAGAUGAAGCUACACAGCUGGAUAAAGAGAAAAGGCAAAAGAUGCGUACUGACUCCAAACUCAUGUUGGAAAUUUUGAACAAGGGUCUAGUUCUGGCUGGAAAUCCAAAGGAUCCUGAACCUUUAAAAAAGAUACCACCAACACCGAAACUAUCAGGAAAACAUAACCCUCAAUAUUCCGCCGCUUCAGAAGCCAUCCAAAUAGAUUACGAUGGCGUUCGAGGUCGAUACGCAACAGCCACAAGAGACAUUGAUCCCGGGGAUAUAUUACUGGUUGAGAGACCUCAUAGUGGAGUUUUACUAGCAGAAUUUUCCACUACACAUUGUCAGAAUUGUUUCUUGAAAUGUCCUAUUCCUAUUUCGUGCCCAAAAUGUCCAAACGUGGUCUUCUGCAGCGAUAAAUGUUCAAACUAUGCUCAGAAAUCUUAUCACGGAUACGAAUGUCAUAUUCUUCCUUUGAUAUGGAAAUCAGGAUGUUCUAUAACUUGUCAUAUAGCAUUAAGAAUGAUCACGCAGAACACAAAGGAGUACUUUACUAGAAUUAGCCAAGAAUUAGACAACAAGUUAAGUGGGCCAUAUAAAACUGGGGAUUAUAAAAAUAUUUAUCAUCUUGUGUCUCAUGAAGAAAAAAGAACCAAGCAAGACUUCUUACACAGAACACAGAUGACCGUAUUCCUGGUAAAAUUGCUGGAAUUGUGUGGUUAUUUUGAAGGCCAGCCAAGAAAAGAAAGCGUAGACAUCGUUGAACUUAAAUCUAUGGCCGUAAAUGAGAAAUACAAAGAGGAUGUUGAACUAUUUGGUGGUCUAAUAUUGAAAAACCUACAGAUUUUGAAGUUCAACGCUCACGAAGUGUUUGAGCUCCAGUGUCCUAAACCGAAAGUUGGAAAGAAUAUUAUCAAGCAUGACGGCAAGUCAGUCUUUUUAGCCGGCGCAGUAUUUCCAACUCUUGCACUUUUUAACCAUUCUUGCGACCCUGGAGUAGUCAGGUAUUUUUGUGGUGCAAAGAUUGUUGUACGUGCCGUUAAAAGCAUAAAGAAAGGGGAAGAAGUAUCCGAAAAUUAUGGUCCCAUAUUCACCACAGUUCCGAAAGAGAAGAGACAGGUAGAUUUGAAGGAUCAAUAUUGGUUCGAUUGCAAGUGUGUACCUUGUGAACAAAACUGGCCAUUGUAUGAAGAAAUGACAGAAAAUUAUAUGAGGUUUAAAUGUGACUCGGACCGUCCGUGUCACAAUGUCGUGGCAGUUCCUUACGACACCAAGGAGUUCAUGGUGCAAUGCGGUCUGUGUGGUCAGUACACAAACAUACUAAAAGGACUGAAGGCACUACAACACGCCAGCCACGAGUUUCCUACAGCAUUCCUCUUCUCCGAGCAACUCUUAGGAUCUUGA